Molecule: messenger RNA, 1123 nt
Organism: Ziziphus jujuba (common jujube)
Lineage: Eukaryota; Viridiplantae; Streptophyta; Magnoliopsida; Rosales; Rhamnaceae
Product: proteasome subunit alpha type-7
Exons: 3
Coding region: 152-901 (249 amino acids)
Biological process (GO): ubiquitin-dependent protein catabolic process
Cellular component (GO): proteasome core complex, alpha-subunit complex; proteasome core complex; nucleus
Source: RefSeq, a predicted model, not a curated record
UGGCAAAGGAAAGACAGAGUUGGCUUGGGGGACAAUUAAACUCCCAAAAAGAAACAUACAAAUCGAAAGAGUUGAGUUUGAGCAGCGACCGGCACGAAAGACAGACUACACACACAGAUCAAAGGAGAAAGAGUAAGAGAAAAGCUCAAAGAUGGCAAGGUACGACAGGGCUAUAACGGUAUUUUCACCGGACGGCCAUCUCUUCCAAGUCGAAUACGCGUUAGAAGCCGUGCGGAAGGGUAACGCCGCCGUCGGCGUCCGCGGCACGGACACCAUCGUCCUCGGCGUCGAGAAGAAGUCCGCCACCAAGCUUCAAGACUCCAGAACGGUAAGGAAGAUUGUGAACCUGGACGAUCACAUUGCAUUAGCUUGUGCUGGGCUCAAAGCAGAUGCUCGCGUCUUGAUAAACAAGGCCAGGAUUGAAUGUCAAAGCCAUAGGCUGACAGUUGAGGAUCCAGUAACUGUCGAGUAUAUAACACGCUAUAUUGCUGGCCUUCAGCAAAAGUACACACAAAGUGGUGGUGUUAGACCAUUUGGCCUUUCAACUUUGAUUAUUGGCUUUGAUCCAUACACAAAUGCACCUGCACUAUAUCAGACAGAUCCUUCUGGAACAUUUUCAGCAUGGAAAGCUAAUGCAACUGGGAGAAACUCUAAUUCAAUAAGGGAGUUUCUGGAGAAGAACUACAAAGAGACUUCUGGACAAGAAACCAUAAAGCUUGCAAUUCGUGCUUUACUUGAGGUUGUAGAGAGUGGGGGCAAGAACAUAGAAGUUGCUGCAAUGACAAAGGAGCAUGGCCUGCGACAGCUUGAAGAAGCUGAAAUCGAUGCUAUUGUUGCUGAGAUUGAAGCAGAGAAAGCUGCUGCUGAAGCUGCGAAGAAGGCCCCUCCAAAGGAGACAUAAUCCUGUUUCCUACUAUCGUUUGCUAGUUUAUUUUUCUUGUACUUGUUACCUUCUUCUUGCGUUCUUUCAGAGUCUUAAUUUGCACAAUCUGUGGCUUAAAAUGAUAAUUACCUUCGGCAUUUUGUGUGCUAUUUGGGAAUACUAUAGUUAUGAGCUUUGACACUCAGUAGUCAUUAUUCAGCUUGUGUCUGCAUAUGGGUAUGAAAUGAUUUUAUUUGGAAA